Dicentrarchus labrax (European seabass) is the source of this 5417-nucleotide messenger RNA. RefSeq names its product mitogen-activated protein kinase kinase kinase 12-like. The record is from RefSeq and is a predicted model, not a curated record. The transcript is spliced from 14 exons. Gene Ontology annotation, molecular function: JUN kinase kinase kinase activity; ATP binding. Gene Ontology annotation, biological process: protein autophosphorylation; JNK cascade. Bases 432 to 3257 code for a protein of 941 amino acids. Lineage: Eukaryota; Metazoa; Chordata; Actinopteri; Moronidae.
CUCUCCUCUCCGGUCGUGUUUACUAUAGGUGAGAUAGCGGUAUAAAUUCCUGAGUGUGCGCAGAUCGCAUCCUCAGAGGAGAAUGGAAAAGAAGGAGGAGGUGGUGUAAGGGCAGGAAAAUAAGCGAACCAAAGGGGAGCGUAGCUAUAGCUGUGUUUACUGUUCACUGGGAUACACGCAGGAGAAUUAACGCAGACUUCCAGUCAUCCAGGGCGGAGGAACCUCGCUGGAUGCACAGAGAAGGAGGAGGAAGGAAGGAAGGAAGGAAGAGGGAAAAGCGUGGAUACCGACAAAACCCAGAAAGGCAGAAAUAUUAGGUGGUUAUUAGAAUAAAUCAUUCUAUACAGUGGAAUAAGCGUUUGCAGUCACCAGCGAUGGACUUAAGCUGUCGGCAGUGAGUUCUCUAGUUAUUCUGAUUACCACAGGCCCUCAUGGCGCUUAUUCAUGAACCUCGUGCCCCCUCUCCCUCUCUAUCUGGCUUCAACACACCUCUCUCUGAUCCUCCCUCGUUCCGCCGCCUCGAUGCUGAAACACCCUGCACCCCAGAAAUGGACCUGACCCCGACCCAGUGCGUCCUUCGCAACGUCCUCUCCAUAGACACCGGAGGUGCUGUCGAGCCCGGGGGUGGAGGAGGAGAGGGGCAUACUGCUGGGCACAACCAGACGCCAGGCGAGGAACAACAGGAGCACUUUGCCAACAGUGUCCUGAAGCUCCACGAGCAUGAUGGGAGUCCUGGAAGGACGGAGGGAGAGGGGCAGGAGAUGGACAGCAGUGCGGUCAGGAGUCAGGCGGGUGACGCCAGGUUACAGUGCCAGUCUACCGGAGGAGGAGGAGGAUUUCUGGAGGGGUUGUUUGGGUGUCUGCGGCCUGUCUGGACUAUGAUUGGCAAAGCUUACUCCACAGAGCACAAACACAACCUGGAUGAGGCGUGGGAGGUUCCAUUUGAGGAGAUAUCUGACCUGCAGUGGGUUGGCAGUGGAGCCCAGGGUGCUGUCUUUCUGGGCAAACUGCACGGACAGGAAGUAGCCGUAAAGAAAGUGCGGAACAUCAAAGAGACAGAUAUCAAGCACCUGCGCAAGCUCAAACACCCCAACAUCAUCACUUUCAAAGGUAUUUGUACCCAGGCUCCAUGUUACUGCAUCAUCAUGGAGUACUGUGCCCAGGGACAGCUGUAUGAGGUGCUGAGAGCCGGCAGGCAGAUCCAUCCAUCCCUGCUCAUGGACUGGGCCAUGGGCAUUGCUGGGGGCAUGAACUAUCUUCACCUCCACAAGAUCAUCCACAGAGACCUCAAGUCACCAAAUAUGUUGAUCACCUACGAUGACUCAGUGAAGAUUUCUGAUUUCGGCACAUCCAAAGAGCUCAGUGACAAGAGCACCAAGAUGUCCUUUGCCGGUACGGUGGCCUGGAUGGCUCCAGAGGUCAUACGUAACGAACCCGUCUCAGAGAAAGUGGAUAUUUGGUCAUUCGGUGUCGUGCUGUGGGAGAUGCUGACAGGAGAGGUGCCCUACAAGGAUGUAGACUCCUCCGCUAUCAUCUGGGGAGUGGGCAACAACAGUCUGCAGCUGCCGGUACCUGAUAGCUGUCCAGACAGCUUCAAACUGCUCCUGAGGCAAUGCUGGAAUUGCAAGCCAAGAAACAGGCCUUCCUUCAGACAGAUCCUCCUGCAUCUGGACAUCGCCUCAGCAGAUAUCCUAUCAACUCCACAAGAAACUUACUUUCAGUCUCAGGUGGAGUGGAGAGACGAGGUGCGGCACCACUUUGAGAAGAUCAAGUCUGAGGGCACGUGUCUUCACAGGCUGGAUGAGGAGCUGAUCAAACGACGCAGAGAAGAACUCAGACAUGCACUUGACAUCCGAGAGCACUACGAGAGGAAACUGGAGAGAGCCAACAAUCUCUACAUGGAGCUCAACGCCAUCAUGCUGCAGCUGGAGAUCAAAGAGAAAGAACUGCACAAGAGGGAGCAGUCACUGGACAAGAAGUACCCAGGCUGCUUCAAGCACCACAGCUCCAGACAGUCAGCCUCUUCCAACUCAAUGGAGAAACUCAUGAAGAAACGCAACGUACCUCAGAAACUGCCCUCAUACAGCAAGAGGCCGGACCUACUCAAGUCAGAGGUCAUCCUCCCCAAACUGGACUCUUCCAUGACCCAGGUCACAAUCCCCAACAAGGGCUCUACCUCCCCCGGCCGCUCACGCCGAGGAAAACCCCGCUACAGGAAGGCUGGUAAAGGCAGCAGCGGGGACUUGGCUCAACUGAAAGCCACUCUCUCCUCUUCAUUAGCAAUGGUCAACUCCACCACAUCUGUUCCAAACAGCAAGCAGCAUCUUGAUCCCAGUGCAGCCCUCAGGGGCCUGCAGCAUGAUCUGCUGCUCAAGAAGAUGUACUCCUCCAGCCCGGAUCUCAUUUCCACCACUUUGGAGGCUGAAGGCCGGAGGAAGGGGCAGGUCAGGCCAGGGCUGGACAGAGCAGGUAGCCAGAGCGCCUCAGCCGGGCUCGGGGAGAGCAGGACUGGAGGGCAAGACGAGGGGCCAGAUGUAGGUGUGGGGACUGAUGAUCUUGCAGAAACACCUCCACGCAGUGACACGCCCAGCGAGGAUGCAGCUUCUAUUCCGUUCUCUAGUAGCCCUGAUUCGCCGUGUGGGAGGGGAGCAGCUGCGGGGAGGGCGUCUGUCCUCGGGAACCCUCGUGUUUCCCACGAGGGCGAGGAGAAGGAGGACGGGACAGUGAUCACACGCUCACCAAGAAGUCAGCGCCUCACACCCGCAGCACUGCUCUACAGGGCAGCAGUCACACGCAGUCAGAGACGUGGGCUGUCAUCAGAGGAAGAGGAGGGGGAAGUUGACAGUGAAGUGGAGUUGCCAAGGAGACGACGUCCUGUGAGCAUGACCAAGUGCCAGUCCCUAUCCACCUUCAGCUCAGAGAACUUGUCGGUGUCAGACGGUGAGGAGGGAAACACCACCGACCACUCUCACAGCGGCACGCCAGACGUGGUCAGCACCAACACUGACGAGCGUCUGGACGACAAGAGCGAUGACCUGCUGUCUCAGGGCUCCGAGAUUCCCGCUGACCCGUCUGACCCAACCCAGCUGGGCUCUGACGGGCUGUCUGAGAAGGAAGCUAUUCUUCGACAAGUCAAGACCCAGCUCGCUAGUAAUGACCGUAACUACGAGGGCCUGUAUGAUGACUCGGACUGUGACAGUGCAGAGCUGGACCAUUCAGGCAGUGCAGAGCCCAGCCAACCUCCUACCAACUGGUGAAAAUCUAUCACCUCAGCCCACUCAAACACCCGCAGAUACAGCCUGCAAAAUCCUCUUUUACUCUUACAGACCUUAGAUUACAUGGAGUCAUGAUCAGGGACAUUGCAGAGAAGCAGGAAAUGAAGGCCUGUGUCCUUCAUCACAACCAGGAACACUAAACAAAUCCUCUGAGUGUUUUCAAGAAAUAUCCCGUUAAAAGCCCCCCCAGAAAGUCCCAUUCCCUUUUAGAUAAAUGCAUCACAGUGAUGUGAAACUGAAUUGGGGCACUAGCAGAGCUCACGGAGCAGCAGCCCUUUUCUGUUCCCUCCAAAGCGAGAUCAGCUUUGCAAAAACACUUCAAAUGACACCUCAGCGACAGACGCCUCAGUCAAAGAGGCCAUCUACUCGACUGUCUAUUAAUGUCGCUUGUCAUCUUCCAUGUCAAUUUGUAUUUUCCUCUCCGUCAUGAAAAUGUGUCAUAUUAUUUCACAUGCUGUCACGCAAGGACAUGAUCAUAAAAUCCUAUCAGGGCUUCUAUUAUAUUUUAAUGUUUCUGUCGUGAAGAUCACUGGGACACCCACUGAUGUUGCUUCUUGCACUUAAUUUAUGAAAUGUACUGAUUUCUUCGUGAUCAUCGUGUCAUAUUGCAUCUCCUCUCAAAACGUUAUGCACUGACUAAUUUAUUGAUAUUUUACAGUGAAUUCAUUGAUAUUCAAAAACAAUGUUUACAUUUUUCAUUUGUGUUGUUUACGUCUUUUAUUUAAAUGUAUGUCAUGGGUUAUGUUUCCAUUUUCUACUCGUUUGUCUAAAUAACAAUGUAAAUAUGUGAUGUUGUAAAAUGAACAAAUUUUUAAAAUGUGAGAUUGUAUAAUUUAAAGGUGCUGAUGUUUCUAAUUAGGUGGCGCUACUCUAUUUGAACCUCAAAAAGCUUAUGGUAGUAGAAUGUACUGUAGCUGCUGUUCAUGUCUGAGCAUCAAAAACAGAUAAAAGAGGAACAACAUGUGAACAAAGAAAAAGCAAUAUGUCUGCUCUGGUAUAGUAUGUCCUGUAGUGUGACAGGUCAAAAGAACCAGAGCUAAGUUCAGUCAGGGCAGACAGGCUUUUUUUAUUAGUAUUGCAGUGUUUACUGUAUUAAAACGCAAUACCAGUUUGAAAAUCCCUCUCCGAGCAUCUGGGGGUGUAUAUAACAUCAAAAAAGCAUGCUUAUGAAAAUGUAUGGAUAGCCUAUUGGUCACAGUUUGUAACUCAGAUCAAAGUAACAUAUUAGAACCAUCCACAGUGGAAAACAACAAAACAAAGACUCCAGAUUUCUGGCAGACAUUUAAUGACUAAAGUUUAAUGACUGAAGGCAUGUGGAUAACAGGGACACAAAACACCAAAAUGAAUCUCAGAAUAACUGCAGAAUGAGAUUGCAUUCAUCAUUCUGGCCUCACUAUGUUUGUACCAGGAAGAAGGAUGAUUAGAGUUUAGAUCAUUUGGCUCACAUCCUUUGGAAUAUUUGGAUCAAAAAUUUCCUGCUCACUCAUAAAAUCAGUGUACACCUAAAAAUGAGGCCUGUGACAUCCUAAUUUGUCUACUUUUACUUAUUGUCUUCCCCCAACAUAGCAGAUUGACUUAGAUGGGGAAGUUACAAGCCCAUGAUGUGGUUCAUCGGUUUACAGUCCUCACCAGCUUAAAUUUUGUCCAACGUCAUUUGUCACUAAUGCGUAAGGGCUCCUUCAUAAUACACAGUAUGAUACAUAAAACUCUGGUUUUGAUGUACUUGUGUCCCUCAACAAGCCUUCAUGUGUGCAUAUGCUUCAAUCUGACUACAACAGCACAUUACAUCCUGUUCCAUUCAUUUAUGACUGAUCAGGUUCCACUCAAUAAGCUAGAAAUGGCAGCUUCUAUUUUUUUAAUCUGGUGUUAAGUUUUUAACUUUCAAUUUGUAAAGCAUUUUAGGCUGAUUGUACCCCCAAUAUUUAAAGCUAGAAAUCCUCCUGCAGGAUUAAGAUGUUGCCAAAAAGCAAACCUACUGCCCUCUAGUGUCUCGAUUGUGGAGGUACUUGUGUUUCCCACGAUGCCGAUUAAAACAACCCUGUAUGAACUGAAACGUUUGCUUUUUAUACUGCAUUAUUGUAACUGUACAAUAAAUAUAUUUAAGAAACAAUUUAAAAUAAAAUCAAACCUGUAAAAUCUCAA